Molecule: messenger RNA, 2161 nt
Organism: Helianthus annuus (common sunflower)
Lineage: Eukaryota; Viridiplantae; Streptophyta; Magnoliopsida; Asterales; Asteraceae
Product: RNA polymerase I-specific transcription initiation factor rrn3
Exons: 15
Coding region: 151-1953 (600 amino acids)
Biological process (GO): transcription initiation at RNA polymerase I promoter
Cellular component (GO): nucleus
Molecular function (GO): RNA polymerase I core binding; RNA polymerase I general transcription initiation factor activity
Source: RefSeq, a predicted model, not a curated record
AUGCUCUAGGGUUUAAAACCGCCUAACAUCUUCUUUUGUUGGCUGGUCUGGUGGAAACAAACACAACUCUGCUGCAGCCUACAAUAAUCGGAGGACAGACAGACCCCCUUCAAUCUCAUAAUAUCCCAAUUUGUCGAAUUACAAGCUGCGAUGGGAGCUGUAGGUGAUGAUAUUGGAGAUGUUAGUGAUUAUGAGUUGACUCAUCAUGUUCGUCAAGCUCUAAAAGCUGUUCUCGAAGGUGACACGGAUGAAUAUGAUCAACUCAUUGGAAAUAUGCAUCACACCGAGCGCCUAGUUCCUGAUGAGGUGGCAAUGCUUGUGACAAUUCUAAGGGCCUUGUCUGGAGCGGUUUCUUUCAUCGACAUUGUGCAUCACCGUUCUCUUCUUUCAUCUAUAUGCGCAAUGAGGUUCUGGAACUAUGGGCCAGAUGUGAUGGACGCAUUGAUGGAGUUGGUUGUGACCUUGGCUACAUCAAACGGAAAAUACGUUGAUUUGUGUUUAGACAUGCUUGUAAGCAACUUCAUACCACCUUUCAAUUUUCUAGAGAUAUUGAAGCAGCCACGUGGAUUAGCAAAAAAGGACCAAGUACUUGCCCGUGUACAUGCAGCAUUGAAAGGAAUUGCUGAUUUAGUGCCUCUAGCACCUUCUAGAUUGGAACAAAUUGUCCGGGAGAGAGUGCCAAAUGUAUUCGCCAAGGAAGCUCAAAUAGUUGUGUAUGUGGAGAACAUGCUAAUGUUGGAGAGUGGUGAUAUGGGAGAGUUUGUUGGCAACUCUAUGAUAUUUGAAUUGGUGAAUAGGCUGAUAGACCUUGAUGUGGAGAUAGGAUGGGAUGAAGUUUUGCUGGAUGAUCCAAAUAAUAAAGGGAUUUUUUUGAUGGAGCUAGAAGAUUUGGCACGAACUGAUGAAACAGAGAUGGAUAUGGAUGAGCCUCAAAUAGAAUACACUGGUCGAAAAGUUCUUUGGGGAAACGUAGUAGCUCAGAAGUUGGAUACAUUGAUGGAGCUCGCCUUUGACCACCUUCAAUCUUGUUUCAAAAACGGCCGCUUGCCUCAGGUGUUCGAGGCACUUCUCCAGUCAUUUCAAAGUACUGUGUUGAAUGCAUACAAGUCAAAGUUUGCACAGUUUGUUAUGUUCUAUGCUUGUUCGCUUGACCCCGAAGAUUGUGGGACACAGUUUGUGAGCAAGCUUCUUGAGAUAUUUAAAAGCACUGUUUAUCCUCAAGAAUGGAGAAUGAGUGCUGUUGCUUAUCUAGCAAGUUACCUGUCUCGGGCAAAAUUUUUGUCUACUUCGUAUGUGACAAUCAUAUUGGAAAGCUUGGUGGAUUGGUGUUAUAAAUAUAGCAAAAACCAAAGUGGAGAAAUAAAUUUAAAGAACCAUCGCGUUUUUUAUGCGGCGUGCCAGGCCCUUAUGUAUGUACUUUGUUUCCGUAUGAGAUCGAUUCUUGCAACUCCACGGCUCAAAUCACAGCUGGUGAAUAUGCCUUUAGAGAAAAUUUUCAAGCAUGCCUUGAACCCGUUAGAGGUGUGCUUGCCAUCGAUAGUAGAGGAAUUUCUGCGUCAGGCGAAAGCAGCCCAUCUGUUUACCGUAUCUAAUGGCACUUUUCUCUUUGAUCAUCUGUUUGAAUCAGAGUUGUCUCGUGCUUUUGGUGGGUUUCAAAGGCUCGAUGUUUUCUUCCCCUUUGAUCCAUAUCUAUUGAAGAAGUCCGACAGAUUCAUCCGACCAAACUUCAUAUACUGGUCAAUGGUGAGAACUACUUACGACGAUGACGAGGAUGAUGAUGACGACGAUGAUGAUGAUGAUGAUGUCGAAGAUGAUAAUGAUGAUGAAUUCGACAUGAACUUGAGUAAAAUGUCUAUUACGCCCAAGGAUUCCUUCAUGUUUGGAAAUCUACAAGAUAGAAAAAUGCAGAUGCCUUCUAGAAUCAGACCUUCUACUAGUCCAGAAUCUUUGUGAUUCCCAAUUGUGUGGAGAAAAUGACAUUAUUACCCUUGAUGGAUCUGGAUGGUGAUUUAAGCAGGAGUGUUGAUAAUUUAAUUUUGUUUUAGUUGAAACAAAGGGAUGUUAGUUAAAAUUGUUUUCUUAUAAAAGAGAACCAGUUACUUGUAAUGACAUGUUUUAUUUUGGAUUUCAUAUUUAAUUAAUAUUGUUUUGUGGUUGUAAA